UUGCCAAAUAAAGACGUUUUUUAUUUAAAAAAUUUAAAUAUUACAUUUCGUGAGCAUUCCAGCUGAAACCUUAUCUACUGAUAUUAUGUUAUGUCAUCAGGAAUAUCGUCUGUCUGUUAUAUAUAAAAACGUGACAAAUUUUUUUAUGUGUGGGUGCACAAUACAGGUAGAUCCAUUUGGUUUAAGGAGAAAUACUCCCAUGUCCCACUUCAAAGCUGCUGUAAAGCCACUUGUGAGGGAUCAUGUUGAAGAAGAUCAGCCUCUUUACGUUUGGUCUUACUGUACGUCUCUGUAUUUUAAUCUUAACUUGUCGUAGAAGUCGUUGAGGAACAAGGCCUGGGAGGUUUUUUUGUUUAGUCUAGAAACUAAUACGAAGCUGAUUUACUGGUGAUAUGCAGUGUCAUAUACAUAUUGGCGCUGCAAUGCUACAGUUUAUAUCUGAACCUCCUUAUUAAAUGAAAUUUCAAAAACAAGAACUCUCAAAAUUUCAAAGAAAUUUUGAGAACGGACUUAGAACUAUCACCUUACCACAAACACAGUCUUGUCACUGCUCUGGUUUUAACGUGACCAUCAUGAUGAUGAGCUGCAGUUUACAUGUAGCAUAUGCAUUUAAAUCGUGACAUGAUUUGCCUGGUUUUCUACUUUACCUAACAAAUAGCUGGGAUGCAGGUGAUGCCUCAGAAAGUUGUUGAAUAUUUAGUCAUUCAGCUGUAUCAAUUAUUAUUUAUUAUCAGUUCAGUGUAGCUCUAAACAUAUAUACAAAUAUAUAAGCUGUAUUAACUACUGUUUGUUUAUGAUUGUAUUACUGUAUUUAAUUUUGCACAGCACUUUGGUAGAUUUAAAUGUGCUUUAAAGCUCUGGCUGUGCAGCUUGUGGUGCCCCAGGCAGUAGUACCGUGGCCCCUGGAUCUGGCUGGGCUGUCUCUGACUGGGGGGUGGUGGGGGUAGUGGGAUGGCUAGCAGAGCUAGACGGGAGCCUGGCUCUGUGGACCCCAGUGCCUUGCUUCCCAACUAUAUUACUCAUCCAGUUAGGUCUGUGAGGGGGCGUCCUGCUGAUGGAGGCCUGGGGUAAAUAGUAGGAUGCUCCUCAGUUUUAACUGCAUGAGCCAUAUACACUCACCCAGGGUUUUGGAGGGCUGUGUGGCCCUGGGGUUCCUUUUUUUCCUCUGUCCCCUGCCUCUCCCUGGUUGAGUGUGGCGGGGGGUGGGGGUACUGCUCAGGAGGUGCUGGGGGCCUGCCUGGGGCCCCAUGAACGAGAUAAAAGCGAAUGGUGUGGGUUCACAUAUGACUCAGUUGAUGUUUGUGGAAGUGUGUGUUCAUGUGUGUGUGCGUUUAUGUAUGUGGUGCGGUGGGUGUGUGUGUGUGGGGGGGAUCUGUUCUCUGUUCAGGGUGCGUGGAUCCGCUGCCUGGAUGGUUUCUUCUUCUGCCAACUCCACCUCCGCCUCAUGUUGCAGGCCCGAUGUGGGGCCAGGGGCUAUGAUCAUGCUACUGGGGUGGGCCCCGAGUAGCAGCUACUUCCUGCUGCUAAUCCUGCAACUACAAAUGUAUUAGUUGAAAUUGUUGCAAUGUAUCGGUAAUGAAAACUAUAUGUAAUAAUAAUAUGACAUCUAAACCUUCAGUCUAUGGUGCUAAAAAAAUGGUGUUCAAGUGUGAGCUGGUAGAACUCAUGUAAAUGUUCUUCUUCAGGUAUGGGAUGGUAAUCAGAGAAUACCACACAUGCUUUGUUGUUGUAAGUCAAAUCUGCUGUAGGCAAAGUUAAGACGCUUCUGGUAAAUUAUGAUAAGGAGGCGGUCGGGGCGUCACCUCGUCUUCACUCUCAGAUCCCUAUUCAAGACAGAACUGCUUCAGACAUGUCCAUGACCUGAGCUGUGGUUCAGCCUUAUGUUUUAUAUUUAUUUUUAUUGCCCUGCAUUAUUUUGAACCAGUUUGUUAGUCUGGCAUUGUCUCUAUAGUGAACGAGCUUAGUGGUUUGAAAAAAUCCUAGUGGGGGAGUUAGUUAGUUUGUCGGCCUCUAGUGGCCGAGGAUCUGGUCUGUGGGUCUGUGGAGCUUGUUGGUCUGAGCUUAUUUGGAAUUUUUUGCAUAUAUUAAAAUGUUUUGAAUAGUUACACGGCUUUCUGGUUUCCUAAUUUUCCUAACAACAAAUAAGAUGCGUAGUAAGCUGCAUGUAAUCCCUGGGUACAUACGGUCUAUUAUUUUAGUUAUAUGUUAUAUGAUCCUUGUCCAUACUGUAGGUUGUUCCGUGUUUUAGACUUUUAAAUUGAUGGUCAAGUUUUCUAUAUGUAUCUACUGAUGCUUAAAAGUCAGACUAGAAUUACAAAUGUAUAAGCAGAAAUAAUAUAAUAUAUAAAAAUACUUUAUUGACUCUUAAUAUUUUAAAUAUUGUGCCAUCAUAUACUGUACACCACAUACCAACAUACAAAAGAUGUACACAAUUAUACAAAAUGGCAAAAAAAGAAAAACCACCAAUAGCUACUUUAAUAACCUGAAACUGGACCGUAGUGAACCUUGACCCAAACUCACAUGUGGGCAGGUACAGUUCAUGUAAAUGUCCUUCUUCAGGUAUUUAAGUGGUGUUAACCAGUGAACACCACUCACACUUGGUUGUUGCAAGUGAAAUCGGCUGUAGGUAAAGUUGAGACACUUCUGGCAAAUCAUGCUAAAAGGGAUUAGCUCCAGGCGUCGCCUCGUCGUCACCCUCUGUUUUAUUUUAAGACUCUUUUCAUUCAUGCCGGUCUCUCAGCAAGACAGAGUCUUCAUUUACGUGCCUUAUUCGGUGAAGCAAUGGGAAGCCCGACGCUACUGCAGGGAACAUCACACUGACCUGGCGACCUUUCAAAACGCAGGUGAAUUAAACGCUCUACAGGCUCCAUGUCGGACAGACUCCUACUGCUGGAUCGGUCUCCAAAGGGUCCCGCGUGGUUCUGACACCAUGGUUUGGUCUGACGGAGAAGCAAAAGGCUUCACACAUUGGGACACAGGAGAACCUAAUCAUUUGGAUGAGAAUUGUGUUGGGAUGCAAAACAGUGUUUGGUUCGACACAGAGUGUCAUAAUGAGGAACCUUUUCUGUGUUAUGAAGAUGAACCUAUUUUAGUACAAAAUAACAAGACAUGGGAGGAGGCUCUGGACGACUGCCGCGCUCUUUACCAGUCCCCCUUUUCAAACCCCAACUACUUCAAACACGUCUACGACCUUUAUCAAAUCCGCUCUGGGAACUUCACGUCUAUCACCCAGGGGGUGAUCGCUGAAGCUCAGACCCAAGAGGUGUGGAUCGGUCUGCGGUUCCUGGCGGGAGAGUGGCUGUGGCUCAACGACAACCCUCUGCAGAUCCAGCUGCCCGACUGCCCCGCGGACGGAUAUCACUGUGGCACCGUCACAAAAACGGGACGAAUACAGCUCAGCAACUGCUCAGAGAGCAGGAACUACUUUUGCUCAAGAAACUAGAGAACGCACGGAGAUGGUAGUUUUGUUUGUAUCAUUUAAAAAAUAUACAGCUGGGACACUGUAAGGAUGCCGUGGUUGCCUGCUGCUGCUGAUGGGUUUGGUGAUGCAGCAGGUGAAAGGUCACGAUCACCAUGACCUUAGGAGAAUUCAGGGGAAUGGGACAUCUGACACAAAUAUCCAUCUGGAUUAGUUACCUUUUACGGAGUUUUCUAGUCCAGCACUUCUUUCUGAGGUUUAUACAACAACGAUUCAAGUCAAACACAUCUGCUUAAUAAUGCCUUAUUAUUGCUCAAUGAACUGAUAGUCUGGCAGCAGGACAGGAUCCCAAAACUUCCACCAGAACCCUCUUUGCACAAUGUGGUGGAGUGAAACAAAUGACGUUUGUCGUGUGUAUCUGUUUUAAAUUGCUGGUCACAUGUCUGUGUUUACUACUGAACUGCAGUGAAGGCAUUACAAAAGCUUUGUAACAGUUUAGAAACGCCCUCAGUCUUAAAACUUCACAGUUUGGUUUAAAUAAACCAAAUGCAAACACGCUUUGCUUGGAUUCAAGUUGUUUUCACAGCCCUAAUUUAUACUUCAAUAAUAUUAAGUUUCACUUUACGUGUCGCUUAGCAUUUGACUAGAAUCCUAUUUACUUAGCAAAUAGGAACCAGAGACUCAGUGAGCACAGGAUGCAGGAGUCCAAAUGCUUACUUGACUUUAUUAAAACAAUAAAAU
This is a messenger RNA of Betta splendens (Siamese fighting fish), 4159 nucleotides long. RefSeq names its product secretory phospholipase A2 receptor-like. The record is from RefSeq and is a predicted model, not a curated record. Lineage: Eukaryota; Metazoa; Chordata; Actinopteri; Anabantiformes; Osphronemidae. The transcript has a single exon. Bases 2654 to 3442 code for a protein of 262 amino acids.